CAUCACCAGAACACCGGCUGCCUGCCGGACUAUUACAUUGACAUAAGAAGCAAUCUGUUAUACAUUUCCUCCCUUCGUGUCGAGAUCUCGCGAGUUUGCAGCAUCGGUUUCCUCCGGGGUUGUGUCAAGGAUAGGGUUGUGUGGCAGGCAGCAGCAAGCUCUGUUAUUCGCAAAAAUAGUGACGGGGCUGGAGGCAGUGGACCCGGGCAGAAGGGUUCUCACACCGCACAAUGAUAGCUCCUCUGGGAGACACCAUCAGAAUGGAGCCUAGGUAAGAAUGGGAAACUCUUCGUUACAGGUGGACAAAAUGGGCAAGUCAAGACUUUUCCGCAUCUUUUUAGUAUUGGGCCCCCUCUUUAUGAUCCUGCUGAUUAUAAUCUACUGGGAUGAUGUCGGAGCCACUCACUUUUACCUCCACACAACCAUAUCUGGACCUCAGUCUUCACGCCUCCCCUCUGACACACAAUCUGAUGCCAAACAAAAACCUGCCAGCUCCAAAGAGAAUUUCAUAUCAGACGUUGAUGAGUUUCUCAGCCAGGUCCUGGAGUCCAGCAACAAACCGAACAAACUUUCAAAGGAAGGUAGCGACCAAAAAACUUCCCAGGAAACGUCCGGGCAGAAUGGGAAGCAGCAGGAAGAGAGGGUGCGGGGUUAUGAUUGGAAGGCCCGCUCUUCCACUGUGAGCUUGGACAGAACACAGUCGCAAGACAGAAGGAAGCAAUUGCUUCAUGACUUCUGCACCAACUACACCCUGGAUUUCCCAGGAAGGAACAGGAGUUUUGACGACAUUCCAAACAAGGAGCUUGAUCAUCUGAUUGUGGACGACCGGCACGGGAUCAUCUACUGUUAUGUGCCUAAGGUUGCAUGCACCAACUGGAAACGCAUCAUGAUUGUGUUGAGCGAGAGCCUUUUAAACCAGGGCAUCCCUUUCCUGGACCCCCUCGAAAUCCCACGGGAGCACGUCCACAACAGCAGCGUGCACUUCACCUUCAACAAGUUCUGGAAGCGCUAUGGCAAGUUCGCCAGGCACCUGAUGAAAAUCAAGCUAAAGAAGUACACCAAGUUUCUUUUUGUCCGGGACCCUUUUGUUCGGCUUAUCUCAGCCUACCGGAGCAAGUUUGAAAUCGAGAAUGAAGAGUUCUACCGAAGCUUUGCGGUUACCAUGCUAAAGAGGUAUAGCAACCACACGGACCCCCCCAAGUCUGUCGUCGAGGCUUUUGCGGCAGGAAUCAAGCCAUCCUUUUCCAACUUUAUUCAAUAUUUGUUAGACCCUCGGACUGAAGAGCACAUGCCUUUUAAUGAGCACUGGAGGCAAGUGCAUCGACUGUGUCACCCCUGCCAGAUAAAUUACGACUUCGUAGGAAAGUUAGAAACUUUGGACGAGGAUGCAGAAUACUUACUCAGCCUUCUCAACGUGGACAAUGUUGUUCAGUUCCCUCCUAGCUAUCACAACAGGACAGUCAGCAGCUGGGAGGAAGACUGGUUUGCCAACAUCCCCGUGGAGUGGAGGAGAGAGCUGUACAAGCUUUAUGAGGCAGACUUUUCCCUGUUUGGAUACUCCAAACCCAAAACACUUUUACAAGUCUAAAGGGCUUUAUGCAGGGGUGGUUUUAAGAAGGGCAUUUUUUGGAACCUAAUAAGUUAGCUUUCUUUAUUUAAACCCCUAAAUGGUGUCUGAUGGUUUUAUGUCAACUCACUCCAAGGGAUAGGGGCAAGGUAUUCUUUAACAGGGUUUAGAGUUUGGGCUUAAAGUCCAGUUCUUUAUCACACUUGUCCAAAGUAAAAUAAUAUUUUUUAUUUAUGUUUUUACAUUAAAUAAAAAAUAGCUAUUUAGGGUUGUCACAAUAUAGCUGUUUUUUUUUUCAAAACAUUAAGAUAUUUAAACAAAAAACAAUCUAUAACAGUUUAACAAGUGUAUUGUUUUUCAUAAAAAUAGACAAAGGUGUCUAUUUUGUCUUUAUAUAAAUAAUGUGUUAAAGCUUUGUCAAUAGGGUGCAGUAUUUCAUUAAGUCUUAAAGCCUCAAGAUAUAACAUUAGCUCAUAACUGUAAACGUGGCAGAGCAAUAUUCUGAUUUAUAACCCUGUCCCUACAGAUAAUAUAAUCCUAAAAAUAAACCUAAAAAUGCCUUUUCUCAGUUGCUAUGUAUCAUAUUAAGAGUAACAAGAUCAGACAUUGUUUGAACAACUGUAGAUUAGAUACUCAAAUUUGACAACCUAAGUUUGCUGGAGAUUUAAGGGAUUACCUGUUGUGUGGGGAUAUCUGAAAACACCAAGACUAUUUUUAAGCAGUAUGUAAUCAGAUCUUACCUAGUAGGAAUGUAUGUUGAUACUACGAGGAACCAGAUUCCAGCUUCUUUUAAAAAAUUGAAUUGUUCUUCAAGGGAUUUGCCAUAAAAGAGAUUUUUUAUUGCACUAGAGAAUAGGAGCACAAGGGCAUGCAUGCUCUGCUGUACAAUGUACAGCAAUACGUAAUGACACUGACUUGUAGUCUGUAGUCUGACAUACAUUUUACUUAUAUUUUAACAUAGGAAACACCAUAUGUGUAUGUUUAUAGCAGUUGCCAACAUUAUUUUAAUUCAUUGUUUCUGAUUAUUGUUUUAUAAUUGUAUGUCAUUUUCAGUUGGUUUGACAGACCCCGGGUAGCACUAGCUUUGGACUCUCUUACUUAAUGGAAGUUUUGCUUGUCCAGUAGUGAGAGUCGAGAUUUGUGAAACCUAAUUAUACUUUUGCUUUUGAAUUGUAUUUUGUAAGUGCUGUUAUAACCUUUAUUUAUCAAGGCUUUGGGAGUUUCAGCUGGCUCAAGCACUGGGCUGCACUCAUUGGAGUACUAUUACUACUGAAGUCAAUCACAUAUCUAGAGAACACUGCGUCUAUUCAAUAGAAACAGCAGCAGAUCUAAGCCGCGCCACUCUUUGGAGAAAUAAAACGGGUCCCUCUGUGCAACAAGUGAGACAUAUUAAAACAA
Acipenser ruthenus (sterlet) is the source of this 2965-nucleotide messenger RNA. RefSeq names its product carbohydrate (chondroitin 4) sulfotransferase 12a (gene chst12a). The coding region runs from base 278 to 1588 and encodes 436 amino acids. Lineage: Eukaryota; Metazoa; Chordata; Actinopteri; Acipenseriformes; Acipenseridae. Gene Ontology annotation, biological process: carbohydrate biosynthetic process; proteoglycan biosynthetic process. The transcript is spliced from 2 exons. The record is from RefSeq and is a predicted model, not a curated record. Gene Ontology annotation, molecular function: sulfotransferase activity. Gene Ontology annotation, cellular component: membrane.